Molecule: messenger RNA, 504 nt
Organism: Aspergillus calidoustus
Lineage: Eukaryota; Fungi; Ascomycota; Eurotiomycetes; Eurotiales; Aspergillaceae
Source: the annotation of a GenBank genome assembly
AUGUCCCUGCCCCGAGUCUCUUACUUGGAGUCGUGGGAGCCGAGCCCAGCCUCACUGCGCCGCCCGCAAGACCGCGAUCGGAGCCCAGGCCAUGAGUCUGACGGUGAUAACGACUCAUACCAAGAUCUUCCCGAUUCUUCCUUAUCGUCCUCCUAUCCGUCCGCCACCGAUAUCCCCUCGUUGCGACAUCGCCUAAAUUUCAACCCAUACGCUGGACCUGGCUGGACCCAGGCUGUUGUGGAUGGCGGAGAUGACGAUCGAAAUACCCUCUCGCGAGUUUCUUCUCUCGCUUCCAAACACCGCCAGGCAAAGCGUGCGGCGAUAGCAGAACCACAAGCCAUUCAGCAAGCCGAGCCGGAUCAGGACGCUUGGGGCCCGCUUGAGACAACCGGAGCGUUCGAAGUUGGCAAUACAAAGCGAGUCCGUUAUUGUUGCGGUGGUCUACUGCUUCUUCGCUUCUGGCAUUGUCUUUGGCUUUGCUGCAAUAAAACCAGUUUUCAUUAG